Messenger RNA from Hydractinia symbiolongicarpus, 687 nucleotides. Its product is annotated as putative nuclease HARBI1. The record is from RefSeq and is a predicted model, not a curated record. Bases 1 to 687 code for a protein of 228 amino acids. The transcript is spliced from 2 exons. Lineage: Eukaryota; Metazoa; Cnidaria; Hydrozoa; Anthoathecata; Hydractiniidae.
AUGACGCAAGCUUUUGGCUGCAUAGAUGGCACCCACGUACAAAUUUUACGACCUAGUGAACAUUCACAAGAUUAUUUUUCUUACAAAAUGUAUUUUUCUCUUAACGUUCAGGCAGUAUGCGAUUUCCGUGGCUAUUUCAUGGAUGUUGAUUGUAGGUGGCCAGGCAGUGUACAUGACGCGAAGGUGUUCGCCAACUCAAAUAUUGCUGCUAAACUUAAAGAUGAGGAAAUACCCAUUACUUAUGAGGACAUCCUGCCAGGCCGAGCCAAAGUUCCAAACUAUUUGAUUGGUGACCCUGCAUGCCCCUUGACACCGUACUGUAUGAAAGAGUACCAUAGUUGUUCAACAAAUGCUCAAGUGUUGUUUAACAACAUGCUCCGGUCAGCAAGAAACCCAGUCGAGUGUGCUUUUGGACGCUUAAAAGCCAGAUGGGGUGUUAUAGCAAAGAAAGUUGAUUUAAAAAUAGAUUUUGUUCUUGUGUCAAUCUAUGCAUGUUUUGUGCUGCACAAUAUAUGUGAACUUAACAAAUGUGUUAUUGACCCUGAUUUGGUGAAAAUUGAAAUAGAAAAGCAUAAAGCAGAGACACAACAAUUAGAUUACUCUGUGUAUUUAGGAAAUCUUGCAGAGGGCAAUCAACAUAAUAUAACUUUUAGGUUUGUCUGUGAACAUAAACUUGCAUCAAUGUAA